Candoia aspera is the source of this 1060-nucleotide messenger RNA. RefSeq names its product ring finger protein 223 (gene RNF223). Bases 146 to 1036 code for a protein of 296 amino acids. Gene Ontology annotation, molecular function: ubiquitin protein ligase activity. The transcript has 2 exons. NCBI's taxonomy places the organism in Eukaryota, Metazoa, Chordata, Lepidosauria, Squamata, Candoiidae. The record is from RefSeq and is a predicted model, not a curated record. Gene Ontology annotation, biological process: protein ubiquitination.
AAGUCUAAACCAUCACUAAACGAAUGGUUGUUAAGUGAGGAUUACCUGUAUUGUGGUUUGUCUUAGGCUUUUGUGCACGGCCGGCCAACGCUGCCCCCAACGAGCAGGUCCCUAGCCAGGCCCACCGAGAUCCCUUGCGGAUUUCAUGGAGACAGCAACGCUCCUCCCUUCUCACCUUAGGAGAAGCACCGGCUGGGGUUCCGUCAUGUCCUGUUUCACCCAAGUCUGGCACACGGAUGUGCCAGAAUCUCCUGUGUCUCCCCUGAGUCCCGUCCUGGCUGCCCCCCACGAGAGACCGAUCCCGCUCAGCCCAAUAGUCAUCACCUCUCCCUCCACGGAAGACCGACCCGGGGUGUGUUCGCCCGUCGGCUCCCCGGUGGAGGGCAAGACCAGGCUGGGCUCCCCCACGGACAGGCCCACCUCGCCCGUCGAGUGCUCCAUCUGCUUCAACACCUAUGACAACCUCUUCAAGACGCCCAAGGUCCUCCAGUGCCAUCACACCUUCUGCCUGGAGUGCCUGGCCCGGCUGACGGCCGCCCUGCCUCCCAACCAGGUGGAGGACCAGCUGCCCUGCCCCUUCUGCAGGCAGCUCACCGACAUGCCGCUCGACGGAGCUCCCGGCCUCCAGACGAGCAGAGACGUGCUGGCGACGCUGCCGCCCGAGCUGCAGAAGGAGAAGACCCUUUGGAUGGAAGGGACCAAGCUGUGCUGCCGGCAGUCCUCCGACCCGGAGCACGCCAAUGCCUGCAUCGCCAUCGACAUCGCCCCCAGAAAGCCCGAGGUGCCCGAGACCCCGACGGAAGGCUUCCUGGGGCGCCUCUCCCGCUGCUCCAUGUGUGACGACUGGAAGCGUGUCCUCCUGCUCUCGGUGCUGAUCAUCAUCCUCUUCUGCAUCAUCCUGUGGCCGGUCCAGUGCCUCAUGAAGACGGGGAAUUUGCGCUGCAUCCACAAAUUCACGCUCCCGCGGCCAAAUCACGCGCCUUACCAUCUCACCACCCAGGCCCCUGCGCUGGACGUCACCAGGUUCGUGGAGUGAUCGGAGGGGGCCGUGCGGUGCCGC